GCGGCAGGGAGCGGCGACCUGGAGGAGGUCCGACGGCGGCUCAUUGGUGGGGCCGACAUCGACGCGCGCGACGACUAUAACGACACAGCCCUGCAUAAGGCCGCGAGUAACGGGCACGUGCACGUUGUGCGCUUCCUCCUCGAUCAGGGAGCCGACCGCACCGCCGAGCGCUUGCACGGCCACACGCCGCUAGACGAGGCCGUGCUGCGGGACGACCUGGCGCUGGUCAAGGUCUUCUUCGAGCGCGGCACCAACAACAAGCGCACCGAUCCCAACUCGCUCGCCUACGCCGCCCAAACUGGGAAUCUGGAGGCCGCAAAGUUCCUCCUCUCCAAGGGCGCCGACCUUGACGCCACGAAGAAGAUCAGUGUCAAAGAGCUGCUGAUCCCUGCCGACGGCACGCCGCUGUACUGCGCCGUCAACGGCGGCCACGAGGCCAUGGCCAAGCUCCUGCUUGACCGGGGCGCGCGGCAGGACCACACCGAGCACUGUCACUACCCGCUGUGCGUGGCCGCGGAGCAGGGCAACGCCGCCAUCGUAACCCUACUUCUCGCACGCGGC
Molecule: messenger RNA, 561 nt
Organism: Lasiosphaeria miniovina
Lineage: Eukaryota; Fungi; Ascomycota; Sordariomycetes; Sordariales; Lasiosphaeriaceae
Product: ankyrin repeat-containing domain protein
Exons: 1
Molecular function (GO): protein binding
Source: RefSeq, a predicted model, not a curated record